AUGAAUAAAAUCUUAAUUGCUCUUACUAUUUUAGGACUUUGCGCUGCUGCUAACUUCAAAUGCACUGCUGAAAUGAAGACAGCUAAAUUCUGCACUAGAGAAUAUAUGCCUGUCUGUGGUGUUAAGAUAGCUGAAAAAGGAAGCUCUAAGUACAGUUCUAUUAAGACUACUUAUGCAAACAAGUGCAAUGCUUGUGUUGAAGAAGGAGUUGAAUUUUACGCUGUUGGUAGCUGUGAAGAAUAUCCUAAGGAAGCUAACUUCUGUCACCCAGAUGCUCACUUAGAUUUGGCUUGUACUAGAGAAUUUUUCCCUACUUGUGGUUUAUUUGAUGAUUCUAUAACCUGUACUGAAGGUCCUUGUGGCUCAAACUUCAGCAAUAAGUGCAUGGCCUGCAUCAACGAACACGUCUCUUAUUUCUUGACUGGUUUUUGCCAUCACCAAGAAUAAUAUCAAUAAUGA
Molecule: messenger RNA, 459 nt
Organism: Tetrahymena thermophila SB210
Lineage: Eukaryota; Ciliophora; Oligohymenophorea; Hymenostomatida; Tetrahymenidae
Product: kazal-type proteinase inhibitor 1
Exons: 1
Molecular function (GO): protein binding
Source: RefSeq, a predicted model, not a curated record